Molecule: messenger RNA, 1801 nt
Organism: Ctenopharyngodon idella (grass carp)
Lineage: Eukaryota; Metazoa; Chordata; Actinopteri; Cypriniformes; Xenocyprididae
Gene: rangrf
Product: RAN guanine nucleotide release factor
Exons: 6
Coding region: 98-649 (183 amino acids)
Biological process (GO): regulation of sodium ion transmembrane transporter activity; heart contraction; regulation of membrane depolarization
Cellular component (GO): nucleus
Molecular function (GO): sodium channel regulator activity; transmembrane transporter binding; guanyl-nucleotide exchange factor activity
Source: RefSeq, a predicted model, not a curated record
UUGUUAUACACCACUAGAGGGCACGCUUGAUCUCAACAACAUCACAUCCGGUAGCAGCUGAUGGAGGGAAGUCAUCGUGGCUGUGACGAGCACAGCUAUGGCUCGGAAUCUGUUUGGCGGUGCUUUAUCAGCUGUUAUUCCCUUCAAUGCCCAGGAUAUUAGUGAACUGAGGCAGAUCCCUGAUAAUCAAGAAGUGUUCGCUCACUCUCAGACAGAUCAGAGUAUCAUCAUUGAAUUGCUGGAGUACCAAAGCCAAGUGCAGGAUGCUGAAGCAGCCAGGUAUCACUUUGAGGACGUGGCUGCCAGUAACAAGGCGGUAGAGAAUGGCUCUUGGGAGGUCAGAGAGGUAAAGCAGCUCUCCCAGUCUGAGCUGUCAAUGCAGGAAUGCAACUCUGCCUGGCUGCUGUCUGGAGCUCAGCUGGUCUCUAAAUUCAAUGAGGAGGCAAAGAACACUGUGAACAUUUACCUAUGCUUGUUCCGCUUGCAGCAGUACACUACUGACAUCUUAGUGACGUUCAACGACCCUGUUUGUAUCAAUCCCCUCAGCAGCAGUGCCAUUGGAAAUGUGGCAGCUAUACCCUGGACACUACAGGACUUCCAGGGUGUUCUGCAGUCCUUCUGCAUACUUGACCCUGGAGUGUUUGGGUAGAUUCUUCAUGCAUAUGUUUAAAUACAAGAAAGUCUAAAUAUCAUUACAAAAGGCUUUUUUCCCAGAAGCUUUUAAAAUUUGCUUUUACAAUGACUGAAUGGCUUAAAACACAAACUUCACAACACCUAAAAAGCUAGAAAGCUAGAGUCUAUAUGAAACAUUUUCCUUGUAGUGCAAGGCUUAGCAUUUGUCUGUAGGUGAGGCUAUGCAACAAACAAAAAAAAAUAGAGAAUCUUGAAUUAUUAAAAAGUAAAAAUAAAUGCAUUUCAUAAUAAGAAAAACAUUGUGUUUCUGAAUCUUCUCGAAACCAGCAUUUAUUUAUCUCAAUGUACAUUUAUGCUGAUUCAUUCAGCAGUAUUUCUUUAAAGUUUUCUUGAUGUAAUCAAAGGUUUGCAGUCAUCAUUGUCCUUUGUAUGCUGAUUUAAACAUCUCUUACUUGACCACAAAAUCAAUGUGUAACAAUUUUACUGGAACUCUGUGUUGAAACUCUGGUUUUUCCUUAACUCUGAAAUGUAAGACACUUUCACCAAUUCAUCAACUUUCAUAUCAUUCUGAACUUUCCUAAGACAUUGAUCUCCUUUUUUGACCAAAAGUAUUUGAACACUUAAGUCACACUUAAUGUUUGAAUAUCAUUGCAUUAGAUAUCAGACCAUGUAACAUUUAUUUUUCAAGGAAAAAUAGCACAAUCAAAACCUUUCACAAAAAGUUAGGUUUUAAAUUAUAAACCAAUAUGUAUAGUAAAUGAAAACAAUAUGUAUUGUGGCUUAAGUGUAGCAUGUCCAUAGUUAAUGUGAUGAACUACACCUGUAAACAUAUGGGUAACUAUCUUCAUAAAUCCAUUUAAAAUAACCAUGGGACCAGUUGAUUAACAGUUUAAAAAAAACAUUAUUUCCAUGUUGAUGUCACUUGAUUUAAUACAAAGACAUUCAGACAUUUUUAAGUGUGAAUUAAGUGAGAAAGCAUGUUUUGAGGAUAAGCUUAUGAGUGUAUUUGUACUUAAAGGACAAGGAUGUUGCAGUGUUGUCAUGUAUAUAGAAAAUAGAAGUCAUUCUUUUAAAAAUAAUUUAUUUUCAAAUUAUAUACUGUCAUGUUACAGACCCUAUAUGUACCUAUACAUUUAUAGUAUCUUAAUAAAUAAUUGAUUGCAUAUAA